Molecule: messenger RNA, 3468 nt
Organism: Phytomonas sp. Hart1
Lineage: Eukaryota; Euglenozoa; Kinetoplastea; Trypanosomatida; Trypanosomatidae
Source: the annotation of a GenBank genome assembly
GUUUUCAGAAGAUCAUCUAUAUUCCAUGAUGUGCUGUUUUAGUGCCUUUUCGCAGACGUUUCAGGCUUCCAUGUUGCCUCUCAGGAUCCGUUGAGCUGGUAUUUAGUUAUUUGUUUUGCCGCCGAGAACUUAUUUAAUAAGGUUCUAUGGUUAAGCCACGUUGCGCGGAACGACUCUGGGGUUUCCAUCAAUUGAAGCUGAGAUGAGGUGCCGAGUUGGAAGGCGUUUUCUGCAGUUGUGUUUCCCCGUUUCACUUCGCUAUCGUGUACGCGGGGGUGGGCAGUAGGGGCGAGGUCUCACGUAAGGGUCUCACCUGAAUCACCGUUUGGUACGCCUUAACCUUGACAACUAUUGAGUAUUCGAUUAGGAUCAUUUUUUUUUUAAAUAUAGGUGUGUGGGUAGUCCAAUAGACACGGGUUAUUCUCCUUUGCGCGAAUUGUUUUUUUUUCCACUUUUGAAUUUAAUAGAAACAAACCCAAAGGAAGUAUUUAUUAUUUUCAUACUUUGGAGGUCUUUCAUUUUUGGAAAGGGAUGAACAACCCGAGUUUAUACGGUAGUUAUUAUGCACAGAAUCCCAUAGAUGGAUCUGUCGCGCCUAACCACAACUAUUCCACCUACUCCACCAUGAAUGUGGAGACCGGGAACGCUGCUUGCAGAAGUGUUAGGAGCCACUACCCCGGGGCCGCCGAAACCACAACCGCUUACUACAACAAUGACCCCACCUUCCACACUUCGGGCGGCUAUUAUCUCAUGCAGGAGCGCCCAUCUUACAACCAAGGGUACGCUUUGAACGCCAACAGUGCGGGGGGCGCCGGGAAUCAUUAUCCCAACUCGGCACUAUCCUCGACAACCCACUACACCGCCCAGACGACGCCUGCGAGCGAUCAUCCGACCAUGCAGACCGCCUAUGAUGGGUCCGGUAAUCGAGCCAAAGUGCCGGCGGUGAUGGGGUCGCCAGAAAAGAGCCUGGAGGAGCCCCUGCAGCCUCCCCCGGAGGACCCCAUCGUGGUGAACGACGAGAACCUGUGUUGGACUUGGGCCACCUACCCCAAUACCGCUCCGAUGAAGGAAAAAGAUGGGGCGGCGGCUAACUUUAUCCCACUUCCCGAGAUGGUGGUCCCUUUGGCUUGUAUGUACAAACCUCUCGGAGUCCUGAGCACCAAACAGCUUGUGCGCGACUCGUCCGCGCAAGGUCAGUGCGGGGAUUGUGGAGCUUUUCUCAGUCGUCAUGGUUGUAGACCAGGGGAGCAGCAAUGGGUGUGUUUUUCAUGCCAGCGCCGCCAUACGCUGCCGCCAAACUACACGGAGGUGCACCCGGCCCGCCUAUAUGAUACCGUAGAAUACAUUCUUCCUGGGCCGCGGUGCGUGUAUGAGGACACCGACCUACAGUACCCCGUUUUCCUUUUCUUGGUGGAUGUAUGUCUUCACUAUGAGGAGCUCAACGCGCUCAAGGCAAACCUGCUGCGUUGCCUCGAGUGGCUGCCGAGCCGUUCUUUGAUUGGCAUUAUCUACUUUGGUGCCCGCACAACGGUGUGGGAAUUGGGCAACUUCACGAAUGAUGGUAUCGCCAAAAACUACAUCAUUUGCGGUAAUGUGCCCUAUGAAGAUAAUGAACUUCCAAAGCAAUUGCAAGUUAGCCAACGCCGUCCCGUCCAAGGACGUUUCUUGCUUCCACUUGAGGACUGCCAUUUUGCGCUCACCACACUGAUUGAGGAGAUCCAGGGUGAUAGCGAACCACUCCCUUCGGGUCGCCGCCCCAUGCGCACGACAGGAACGGCGGUCAGUGUAGCGGUCUACCUACUUGAAUCUCUUCGCCAAAACAGUGGACUGGCGGGAAAAUCAGUCCAGGGCACCACGGCGAAUCUCUCAAAGACCACAAAGAUGGCUGGUGAUGGCGCACCGAUAAAAACCGCGGGAAAGAUUCUUCUCUUUACUAGUGGACCGUGUACGCGAGGCUCAGGGGCGAUUGUCGGGCCCGAGAAGGCCGAGAUGAUGCGUUUCCAUCGUGAUAUCAUAGAGGAUAACACUCCUUAUUAUGCAAGCAGCUACGCUUUUUACAACAAGCUCGCGACAAGGCUAUCCGCCGUUGGCGCCUGCUUAGAUGUCUUUUCCUUUAGCCUCGACCAAACUGGUGUGAUGGAGAUGCGGAACUGCAUCAACCUCACCGGUGGCACGUUAAUAUGUGGGGAUUUCUUCGCACAUGAGCAAUUUUCUAAUUCCCUGAAGCGCUACUUCGAUCGCUGUGGUCUAGGCGCCGGCAGGGAGGAUUUAGAAGGAUCCAUAGCCCACUGUGGCUUAGGUGUGAGUAUCGAGACCCAUACCUCAGCAAACACGUUGGUAAGUGGGGUGUUGGGGCCCUGCAAUGUUGAUAUGGCGGCGAAUAAAGCGAAGCCGCAUCGCGCAACGUCGCCGGUUCAAAUUGGGGUUGGCGGCACAACUCGCUGGUGCGUCAGUACGCUUGAUCAAUGCGUGACCUUUGCGUUUGUAUUCGACACCGCGAUUUUGAACGAGACCAACGGAAUCCCGCAAGGCCGACGCGGCGGCGAGACCCGUUUUAUCCAGUUCGUCACGACCUACACCACGGUUGACGGUCAGCGGCGGGUCCGGGUGACGAGCACACUGCAUCCUGUGGCCCCUCAGGCCUCCCUCCCCAUUUAUUACACGCAGCUCCAGGCUUUUGACCAGACCUGCGCCUCCACCGUCAUCGCGCGUAUGCUGAUCUCCAUACUUGAGAAGUUCCCCAAAAAGUGGGACGACACGAAGCGGUGGUUAGACACCCUCCUGGUUAAAUUUGUGCGGCGCUAUGGCACCUACACACCGAACCUCCCUGACUCCCUCCGCCUGAGCCCUUGUUUAUCGCUUUUUCCAUCCUUUAUGUUCAACCUGCGCCGAUCGGAGUACAUGAUGGUGAUUAAUAUCUCGCCCGACGAGACCACCUUCAAGCGUCACUGGUUGAUGCGUGAGCCGGUUGAUAAUUGUGUUCGCAUGAUUCAGCCCACCUUAGACCGCUACGACCUGGAGGCCCCUCACGCGACGGCUGUGCCGCUUGACAGCGGCAGCCUGCGCGGUGAUGCCAUUGUUCUCAUGGACGCUUUUUUUAACCUCCACAUUAUGUGGGGAUCCACCAUAUUCGAAUGGAUCCAAGCCGGGUAUCACAAAAUCCCCGACUAUGCCCACUUCGCCGGGCUUUUGGAGGUCCCGGAGACGGACGCGCAGGCGCUUUUGGCGCUCCGCCACCCGUACCCACGCUUCUCGCGCACCGACGCCAACGGCUCCGAGGCGCGGCACAUCAAGACGCGUGUGAACCCCUCGGUCACCUAUAGCCAAGCUGGUGGGGGUUCUUUUAACCGUUCAGCAGCGAGCGCCGGGGAUGAUUGUGCGAAUCUCAUCUACACAGAUGAGGCGUCAAUUGAAAAGUUUAUGUCCUCACUAAAGCAAAUGGCAGUCUCGGCCGAGACGAAACCGUAA